Molecule: messenger RNA, 3612 nt
Organism: Macrosteles quadrilineatus (aster leafhopper)
Lineage: Eukaryota; Metazoa; Arthropoda; Insecta; Hemiptera; Cicadellidae
Product: isatin hydrolase-like
Exons: 3
Coding region: 37-864 (275 amino acids)
Molecular function (GO): arylformamidase activity
Source: RefSeq, a predicted model, not a curated record
GUUUAACACCAUAACAUUGUUUUUGCUGUAACUAACAUGCGUUUCCUGGGUGUUGUGUUUAUUAUACAAGCGUGUUCGGCUUUGAACAGGACAGUUGAUCUCAGUCAUGGUUUUGAUGAGAAAACCAUCUACUGGUUCGGAAUGCCAGAGUUCAACUUGUCAGAAGUAGUCCAUGAAGAGGAUCCCUUCUAUAUGUUGGCAAAGAAGUUUGCUGCAGCUGAACAUGGUGGAACCCACCUAGAUGCACCCUUCCACUUCAAUCCCAGUGGAUGGAAAGUGGGGGAUAUUCCUCUGGAUAGACUCAUUGUAUCAGGUGUGAUGAUUGAUAUGGGGGCUGCUGCAGCUAAAGAUCCCGACACCGAGGUUAAGGUUAAAGAUUUAGUUGACUGGGAACAAAACUACGGCCCUUUACCAGAUCCUGUUGCAAUAAUUUUCAAUUUUGGUUGGGCUAAAAAAUACUCAAACAAAACGGAAUAUUUUGGUAUGGUGGCUGAUAAUGAAUCGGAUAUCCAUUUUCCAGGAGUUUCAAAAGAUGCAGCCAAGUGGAUGGUGGAUUCAGGUAAAGUAGUUGGAGUAGGAGUGGACACUCCUAGCAUUGACAGGGGUGCCAACCCUGAGUUUAUAGCACACCAGGUGCUCACUGCUGCCAACAUCUACCUGAUGGAGAACCUAGCACUAGCGGACGCAGGUCUACCACCACGAGGCUUUCAGUUGAUUGUCAUGCCGAUGAAGAUUAUGAACGGAACAGGAGCUCCACUCAGGAUCGUGGCUCAUCAAGUCUCCUCUGCAACAUUCUUCUUUUCUCGAAUCCUUGGCUGGUUUCUAUCCAUUGGGCUGAUGAUAAGGAGCGUUUUUACACAGUAAAGGUGUAAAAGAUUCAUACAACCUUAGUUAAACUAUAGAAAAGUUUUUAGAAUAGAAUAUACAGAAUCUAUUUAAUGGCUGUUAAUUCGUAGUGUUCAUUGGUUCACACCAAACAUUUUGUAGUUUUAUGAAUCACAGCAUUGACUACUGGAUAUUAUAAAGUAGACAUCUCAUCUAUAGACCAGCUGUCACAAUUUUUUCGUACCUCUGGCCAAAAACCAUUUUGGUCUGUGGUACAAACGCUAUUUCAACACUGUCCCCACACUGGUGUCCUCUAUUACCAUUAUUUACCACAAUAAUAGUGCACACUAACAGUCAAAAAACUACAAAUCUAAGGUUAUGUGAAGAAAUAAUUUGAAGAAUCAGCAAAAAUAAUAAUAAAUAGUUGCUAGGCAGCGGUGACAAUAAAACAAGUAUUUUCAAUGCUAUGGAUACUGAUUUUGUAUUAAAUAUGCAGCAGAUUUUAGGCCCUAGGGAUGUAGAAUGCUCGGUCCCCAAGUAACGAUGACAGUUGGUAUAGACAACAAUACCUACAUAUCAUUCGGCCUCCAAAAAACUUUUGUAAAACGGCUAGUGUGUUGUGAAAAAGAACAUUCACAACACACUAUUUAUUGUAAGCUAUAGAAACUGGCUCACACAACAAAAUUUGUACAUAAAAUACAUAAAAUUCGUACAUAAAAAUAUGUCUAAUACCACUUUUAAUGUGAGUCAACAGUGUAAGUGUAAAUAUAUUAUUACAAGUGUUAUUAGACAUAUUUUUAAGUACCGUACUUGUUUGCUGUUAUUGUGUGAGGUUGAAAUUUUAUGAUUCAAACCUUCCAUGUUAAAUUUGAAACCACUUUUUAAAAAGUGAUUUUAUUUUUUAUUGUUACUCGAUCAUAGCAUUAUUUUCACAGCUAUCUUUGAUGAUCCUGUACAACUUUCAAAAGUUAAUACAUUAUCGGAACUCAUCCAGACUGUGGCCAUCAGGCCGUUUCAUUUGAUGGCUUUGUGGAGCUCACGCCAAAGGUAUGAAUAGUUUUUACGUUAAGCCAUUUGACGAAGACGCUGUAAACGAGUAAACGCGUCACGUCGUUGUGGACCACGGGACCAAGAUCAGAACUACGGCGAUCUGAUGGCCGAUUCGUCAGCGGGGAACUACGGAAGAGACAACAUGGCUGAGUAGAUUCACAGGUUAUGAUUUAUGGCAUGUGUUAUGAUUUAUGGUUGUUAAAUCAUAAGUUAUUCAAAAUUUUGCAUAUAUUUAUUUCAGGGUCAAAAAUUUAUAGCGUCCAUUUUAACCCUUUGAGUGCCGACGUCCGGGGAACCGGUCGUUUUUAAAAUGAGCCAAAAGUGCCAACGUCCGGCUGACCGGACGUUUCGUAAUGAUCGAACAGUUGUCAUAACAACCGAAUGGAUACUCGGAUUCUUUUAACCCAUAUAUUAACAUUGAGUCGAAAGUUACUAGAUGCGAUACAUCGAUUUUCGUUGGUCGAAAUAUCAAAAAUUCGAUUUUUACGAAAUUUUAACCUAAAAAUCGCCAGAUCGCGCUCGGCAUUUUUAGCGUGACCCUCGGGAAAAAUCAUCGGCAUUUUUUGAGCGUUACUUUUAUUUCUCGUCUGGCACUCUAAGGGUUAACUUCAGUGUCAGCAUUUAGAUAUCAAUAUUACCUUAAUUAGUCCUUCAUGUUGAGUUUGGUCAACUUUGGUCGGUUAGUUAAUGAUGAAACGAGGGAAUAAAAUACAUAAAAUACUUUUGAUGUCAAAAGGAAAAAUAUUAAAACAUUAACACUUCAAACUGUGAACAUAUUAGAACAACAACAUAAUCAAGCAGCUGAUAUAUAAAAAGAUACAUUAAAAAGAUAUUUGAUUAUAUAACACGAGCAAAACAAUACUAUAUAAAAUCCUCAACAGUUAAUAUAUAGAUUAAAAGGUAAUAAUUCCACAGUAAUAAUGAUUUAAUUAAUGUUUGCAUUCAUCAAAGCUGGCUUCUUGGGCCCGUGAUUCGUGGUAAGCUGCUGCCUCUAAUUAAAUUUAUGGUUCCAUGUCCAUGCCAGAUUUCCAACAUGAAUGGUAAUGUCAUCACAUCCAUCAAACGACCAUAAAACUUAAAGCAACAGAAUGAAUUGCUAACCAAACAUCUUAAACACCAUUCUUUAGCUAACAAAAAGUAUCCAGUAGUUCCAUGUGAAGGAGAUAAAACAAAUAAAAUAUGUAAAAAUUAAAGUAUGUUUAUUUAUGUGUUAGCUGUAAAUUUAUUAGAAAAAAAAAUAGUUGUGAGUACCUAUGUAAGUCUUGAAUAAGUUGGUUGUUCAAAAUUAAUAGUUUAAAUUAUUUUGCUAAUAAAACUCAUGUUCUUUUCAUUACAUUUAUUUUGAAACCAAUAAACCAGCUGAUCAUAUUUAUGUGUUAGCUGUAAAUUUAUUAGAAAAAAAAUAGUUGUGAGUACCUAUGUAAGUCUUGAAUAAGUUGGUGUAAGCUAUUUUUUCAAAACAUAACGACCAUAAAACUUAAAGCAACAGAAUGAAUUGCUAACCAAACAUCUUAAACACCAUUCUUUAGCUAACAAAAAGUAUCCAGUAGUUCCAUGUGAAGGAGAUAAAACAAAUAAAAUAUGUAAAAAUUAAAGUAUGUUUAUUUAUGUGUUAGCUGUAAAUUUAUUAGAAAAAAAAAUAGUUGUGAGUACCUAUGUAAGUCUUGAAUAAGUUGGUUGUUCAAAAUUAAUAGUUUAAAUUAUUUUGCUAAUAAAACUCAUGUUCUUUUCAUUACA